AAUGCUAAAAUGCUAACCGCUGCUAGCGGCGGAGUUUGUGAAGUUCCGAAAGUCGAACAAAAGUCGAACAAAGCGGGCAGGUACCGGCUGAUCGAGUCCGAGGCAGACAGCCGGAGGGUUGUAGUCCAGAGGAAAAAAGUUAGCUGCUGGAGGGGCAGCACGUGAGCACAGUUAGCUUUCUGUUAGCUUCCCGGUAACCCCGCCGUGACCCUGCGGGGGCUCAAGGCUUCAGUCCGGCCACCGUGGAUAAAUGUUCUCCAGGGCAUUUCUUAUAAGUGUGAUCCAGUUUAAUCACUGCAGACGCGCUGAUCAGUGGAGCGAAUUGUUGACCGGCGCAGGAACAGGAAGGGGCGGGUGGAGUAUCUGGUCAGGUGGCGAGGUUACGGCUCUGAGGGUGAUACCUGGGAGCCAGAGAGUCACCUGUCCACCUGCAUGGCGUAUGUUCAUGAGUUCAACCGCCAGCACGCUGAGCGCCACAGACAUGGCACCCUACUGCGAUCUACCCGCAGCACACCUAACCUACAGUGCAGCCCUGCCCACAGAGCACCCUGCAAGCCGCACACUGCUCGUAGUGACAUCAGCACUGACAUCAGAAGUGGGUCUGCUGACCGUAUCCAGGUGAGAGCUCUUGUGAGCCCUGCUCAGCUGCUCCCCGCCAGCUCGCCCCGCCCCCUUCAGCCACCGCUGCCAGCUGACAGCUUCGGUCUGUUGUCGGCAUCUCUGGCGGGCUCUGCCCGCCGCAGUGUGGAUCUGUCCAAAACCGGCAUCAAGAUCUUGGUCCCGAAGAGCCCAAUGAACGGCCGGCCGGACGCCGAGGAGUCGCCCAGCGAGGCUGCGCACAGCCUGGAGGCCGGUGAGGCUCACCUGGUUCCACCAGAGGUUGCUCUGCUAGAGAAGCCGCCGUCUGGAGUCCAGCUGGGUCCUGGAGAGGAGCGGGCCCGCAUGGGGACCCGGCCCCGCAGCCAGAACCCAUCGCCACCGCCACGAGCUCCCAUCACACCAGCCGCCAUGCGCUCGCUCAGUGGCAGGGUUAACUCGCCACUGAUUGAGGGGGUUGCAGUUGGUGGGAUGUCAGGGGCACAGAGCACUGUUGCCGGGGCAACCAGCUUGACGGGGAAGCGGCGCCUGGAGGACCGCUCUGCGUUUGACAAACGGCUUCGGUUCAGUGUGCGUCAGACAGAGAGCGCCUACCGUUACCGUGACAUUGUGGUGAAGAAACAAGAUGGUUUCACCCACAUCCUGCUGUCAACCAAAAGCUCCGAGAACAACACGCUCAACCCGGAGGUGAUGAAGGAGAUCCAGAGUGCCAUGGCGACAGCAGCAUCAGACGACAGUAAGCUGGUGUUACUUGGCGCCGUUGGCAGCGUCUUCUGCUGUGGUCUGGACUUCCUGUAUUUCAUCAGACGCCUGACAGAUGACAGGAAGAAGGAGAGCAUCAAGAUGGCCGAAACCAUCAGGACCUUCAUCAACACCUUCAUCCAGUUCAGGAAGCCCAUCGUGGCAGCGGUGAACGGGCCGGCAGUCGGCCUUGGCGCCGCCAUUCUGCCACUUUGUGAUGUGGUGUGGGCCAACGAGAAGGCGUGGUUCCAGACACCAUACACAUCCUACGGCCAGACGCCCGACGCCUGCUCAUCCUUCACUUUCCCACGCAUCAUGGGGCUUGCUGCAGCAAACGAGCUGCUGCUCAGCGGCAGGAAGCUGACGGCUCAGGAGGCGUGUCUUAAAGGGCUGGUGUCUCAGGUUCUGUGGCCGGGAACCUUCACACAGGAAGUGAUGCUACGGAUCAAAGAGCUGGUUGGCGUUGACUCGCUGGUCCUACGAGAGUCCAAAGCGCUGAUGAGGAACACGAGCCGCGGGGCUCUGGAGCAAGCUAAUGAGCGCGAGUGCGAAGCCCUGAAGAGAGUCUGGGGCUCCUCGCAGGGAACUGACUCCAUCCUGCAGUACCUGCAGAGGAGGACCGAUCUGUUCUAGGAUCCACUUUGUCCGAGGUCUGACUGAAGGAUGACGGAUCCUCCGGAAGCCGCCGCUGUGUCCACUGCUGUCUCUUAGGCUGGCCACGGCAGGUCAGCUGAUCUGGGUCUGAUUCGGCCGAGGUUCCUCAGAGCUUCAUGCCGUCAUCGCUCACCGUUCUUUUCUAAGCUCCUCCCACCAGACUGUCUGAAAUGCUCCAUUUAUGUCCCGUCUCUGAGCCCUACCUCCCUGUGACAUCACACCGUCUGGCCAAACUAAAAGGAAAUAAAGAUGGUGGGCAGACUCUGAGGGCUGUUUAUGCAUCAUUUGUCACAGCAGCUCCGCCUCCUCACGCUAAAGGCUCAUAUUCAGCUCAUGACAAAUGACUUUUGUGACCGGGACGAGUUUUGUUUAUUUUUACUGGCAAACUAAAAGCUUGCGGACGCUAAUAGAAGCUAAUGGAUGCUAACAGACAUUAAGAGAUGCUAACAGGCAUUAACAGAUGCUCACAGACACUAACAGGAUCCAGCAGAUGCUAAUAGAUGUUAACAGAUGCUAAUAGUUGCUAAGGUAUGCACACAGAUACUAAGAGAUCCUAACAGAUGCUCAUGGAUGCUAAGAGAUAUUAAUAGAUGCUUACAGGAACUGACAUUAUCAGGCGCUAACAGAUGCUAACAAGCGCUAACAGGCAGUAACGGUCGAUAACCGCAUUAGCCACAGAGCAUGCUAAUCAUCAUAUAGAUGUUUCUUUUGCAGUCAACAGAAAUGUGGCGGCUGCAUCUGGGCUCGUCGGUUUGUCACAGUGAGCCAGAUUGCGAGGGGCGGGGUUAUCCAGCGAGCGUAGAGGAUAAACUGAGUAUUUCGGGAAAUAAAUUUGAAGACUCCUAAACAUCUCAGUUCAAACUUUUAAGGAAAGAGGUGCUUGUUAGCCUGCUUGUCAGACCAAGACGAAGGUUUUCCUGCAGGAGCCUGAACAGUUAACCUCAGGAGUAAACGUGGCUAACAGUUUUUCUACUCUAGCCUGUUAGCCUAAGCUGAGCAAGGCUAAGAGUUUUUUUGCUUCCAGCUUUUUUGCUAAGCUAAUAUAGGCUAACUGGUUCCCUGUUUCCCGCCUUUAUGCUAAGCUAAGCUAACAGGCUGAUGGAACAAAUCUAGGGCUGUCUUUACCUGGGUAAUUUUUACCUGGGGUCGGGUCAGGGUUAACCCUAAAUUAAAUGUUUCUGGUGCUGCAGUUAUGUAUCGUGGGCAAAACACCUGGCAGGUGGUCACUGUUUUUUGUGUGUGAGAAUAAACUCAGAUGUGUCAUAUGA
Messenger RNA from Archocentrus centrarchus (flier cichlid), 3260 nucleotides. RefSeq names its product chromodomain protein, Y-like (gene cdyl). The coding region runs from base 433 to 1971 and encodes 512 amino acids. Gene Ontology annotation, molecular function: transcription corepressor activity. Gene Ontology annotation, cellular component: nucleus. NCBI's taxonomy places the organism in Eukaryota, Metazoa, Chordata, Actinopteri, Cichliformes, Cichlidae. The transcript is spliced from 7 exons. The record is from RefSeq and is a predicted model, not a curated record.